This is a messenger RNA of Racocetra fulgida, 153 nucleotides long. NCBI's taxonomy places the organism in Eukaryota, Fungi, Glomeromycota, Glomeromycetes, Diversisporales, Gigasporaceae. The record is from the annotation of a GenBank genome assembly.
AUGCACACUAUUUCCAGCACCAUUAUUGACACAGAGCCAACAUUAGUGUCACGGGUAAAACCAGAUCCUCCCAGGACCCAAGAAACCUACAAGGAACGCCCUACGGUCAUGACGCAAAGAAUCGUCGUUGCCCAGGACCACGAAUUCGAAUGA